Molecule: messenger RNA, 1906 nt
Organism: Coccidioides posadasii C735 delta SOWgp
Lineage: Eukaryota; Fungi; Ascomycota; Eurotiomycetes; Onygenales; Onygenaceae
Source: RefSeq, a predicted model, not a curated record
CGACGAAAGAAGGGGACGACAGACUCCCCUCGACUGUCUUCGCUUUGGUUUUGCCUGGGAAGUCCAUGAAUACUUCCCACCCUCGCUCUUCCGUCCUGAUUUCAAUCAGCGCUCGCGCCAGCUGCAUGAGCGCCAAUCGUCCUGCCAUCUGAGCUUUGCCCUCCCCCCCCCCCCCCGGCGAUCAGAUCAUCCGAGUGAGCGUCGAGCUACCUCAAAAACCAUGGGCUCAACCACCACCGAAGAGGCAAAGUCCGUGCCGUCGGACGGUUCGACUCCCGCUUCUUUGUCUGCUCCUCCCAGUCCGCCUCCUCCCGCACCCGCACCGUAUUCUGCCUUCCCACCUGCACGAAAGCAGUUUAUUCUUGCUAUUGUCACCGCUGUCGGCUUCUUCGGUCCGCUCUGCGGCGCCGUAUACCUGCCUUCCCUGGUCCUCUUCCAGGACGUAUUCAAUACGUCAGUCACGGUGAUCAAUGCAUCCGUAUCAGUGUACAUGGCAGUGUUCGCCAUCGCGCCGCUCUUCGGUGCUGCUGCCGCCGACUACGGAGGGCGCAAGACCGUGUAUAUGUUUGCCCUUGGGAGUUUCUUGAUUGCGAAUAUCCUUCUUGCAUCCCUCCCGGCGACCGUGGGGGGACUGUUCGUGCUCCGGAUAUUUCAGGCGUUCGGCUCGUGUAUUGUCACCUCUGUAGGUGCAGGGACAGUUGCAGAUAUAAUCGAGCCUGCGAAACGAGCUUCAGCUCUUGCCAUCUUCCUGCUGGGCCCUCAACUAGGGCCUAUCCUUGGUCCCUUGAUCGGUGGCCAGUUUGCUACGGAAUCACUAUGGAGGUGGCUGUUCGGCUUUCUUGCCCUCGCAUGUGCUCCUCUGUACUUCCUGGUUAUCUUCUUCCUCCCCGAAACCCUGCGAUGCCUGGUCGGAAAUGGCGAAAUCUACGCCAGAAGUGGCUGGCUAACCAUGCCACGCCUUCAGACAAAGUGCGUCGCGGAUCAGCAACAGUUUCCCAGACCAUCACGACCCACCGUAAAGACAUUCAUCCGCUUGCUGAGAUACCCACCUCAUUUUAUUGUCUCUGUCAACGGGGCUCUGUCGUUCGCAGGACUCUAUGCGAUAUACGUAACCUUCCCAGCGGUCUGGGAACAAGACUACGGGUAUUCCAGCUCGGAGGUAGGAUACCUGUAUCUAGUCCCUGGAAUCUCACUUCUCAUCGCUUCGGUAUGCACCGGCCGAUUUUCCGAUUAUCGCCGGGCCAAACUCCUCGCAGCAGCACGGCAAUCCGGAAAGACUGUCGUACCUGAACAGCGUAUCUCUCUCCAGAUCUAUGGCUUCAUCAUCACUGCCGCUGGGAAGGCCAUGUACGGGUGGUUCACUCGUCAUCACAUCCAUGCGAGCGCCGGGCUAGUUGGCUCCGGGAUAGCCGCCGUCGGCACAGCUAUCGUGUUUGUCACAAGUACAUCAUUCCAGACGGAAUGCGACCCUUCUCAAGCCGCCAGUCUGGUGGCGUUGGCGGGAUUAGUCCGCAAUAUCGCCGCCGCCAUUGCUGCAGUGAUCGUAGAAAAGAUUGUGGUUCAGAUCGGGUAUGGAUGGUGUUUCACCGGACUCGCCGUUCUGGACGCCCUCUGUGUGGCGGGCGUUCUGGUGAUCAUCUGGAAGGGCCAUUUUUUCCGCGAGAGACGACAGAGAAGCAUGGAGAACCGCACAUGACGAUACGUCCACGCAUCCACUAACUGGUUAAAAGGGUGCGUUGGUUUUGAUAGCCCCGGAUUUUUGCAUGUCCGAGGAUGCACCACGCUCCCCGGAGAUUUAUAUCCUAAUCAAUUUUCGGCCAUCGAGGGGUCGAACAAUCCUGGCAUAAUAAUGGGAAACGGGUAUAGAAUAUACGACGAUAAUGUAAUAUAGAACUGCAUAUAUUCA